Microdochium trichocladiopsis is the source of this 1110-nucleotide messenger RNA. RefSeq names its product alcohol dehydrogenase GroES-like domain-containing protein. Bases 1 to 1110 code for a protein of 369 amino acids. NCBI's taxonomy places the organism in Eukaryota, Fungi, Ascomycota, Sordariomycetes, Xylariales, Microdochiaceae. The record is from RefSeq and is a predicted model, not a curated record. The transcript is spliced from 3 exons. Gene Ontology annotation, molecular function: oxidoreductase activity.
AUGGCGACGAGUGGCAGCAGCCCACCGCCGUAUAUGCAAGCCGCACAACUCUGUCAAUUCAACGAUGCAUACCAGCUCAACACUGUCCUGACACCAUCCCUACGCGACAAUGAGAUCCUCGUCAAAAUCCAUGCGGCCGGGUUUUGCCAUUCAGACUUGCAAGUCAUACAGGGCGAGUUCAGCUCCAAGUUGCCCAUCGUCCCAUCUCACGAGCCGGCGGGCAUAAUUGUCCAGAAGGGAUCAGCAUGCGACUCGACCUUCCAAGUCGGCGACCGCGUCGGGGUGCUCAACUUUAAGAAUGCUUGCGGCGGCUGUACGGGAUGCAGGCUGGCCAAGAGCCGGAACGAGCCCUGCCAACAAACGGCGCUGGACCCGAGAUGGUGCGACCACCGCGAGAUGGCCGGCUUCAAACACGACGGCGCUUUUGCCGAGUACAUGGUUGCCGACCCAAGCACGACUGUCAGGUUACCUGACGAGCUGGCCUUCGAGCAGGCGGCACCACUAAUGUGUGCUGGCGCAACGGUUUGGGGAGCCCUCGAGAAAGCCACAGCAGGCUUACUUCCAGGCGACACAGUCGCCAUUGUCGGCAUCGGCGGUCUAGGCCACCUUGGCGUGCAAUUUGCCAAAGCCCUCGGCUUCCGCACGAUCGCCAUCGACAGCCGUGAAGCAGGCCGCCGGCUUGCCUCCGACGUUCCCAGCGAAGCUCUCAACCCUGAUCUGAUCGUCGACUCGCUCGCACCGGAUGCCACCCAAGAAAUAUUUAAAUUCACUGACGGCGAGGGCAUAGCUGCCGCUGUGGUCUGUACCGAUUCUUUGCCCGCGAAUGAGUGGGCGCCGAGCCUGCUCCGGAUCCAAGGCACUCUGGUCCUGCUGGGCCUGCCCAGAGAAAAGUGGCGCUUUGAUGCUAGUGCUAUUGUGUUCAAAGAGCUUAUGCUCCGUGGCAGUUAUGUGACGAGCAGGGAGUCUACGGAGCGGAUGAUGGAGGUUGUCGAAAAGCAUGGCAUCAGAUCUUUCCUAACCGUUGUUGAAUUCCAUGAUGUGGCAAAGGUUGUGGACAUGUACAAGGACAAGACUUUCAGCGGUAGAAUUGUUGUCAAGAUUGCGAGCUAG